Messenger RNA from Leptomonas pyrrhocoris, 816 nucleotides. RefSeq lists its product as hypothetical. The record is from RefSeq and is a predicted model, not a curated record. Bases 88 to 816 code for a protein of 242 amino acids. NCBI's taxonomy places the organism in Eukaryota, Euglenozoa, Kinetoplastea, Trypanosomatida, Trypanosomatidae. The transcript has a single exon.
GCGCACCGACGUCCAUUGACAAGAGAAAAGCAAGUCAAACACAGGAAGGACCCUCACCAGCAUGGAUUGCGCGUGCACGUCAACGUAAUGCCCGCCUGCCGUGCAAAAUGUUCAGCCCCGGCUGGUGUAAGACGGAGAGCGGCGUCGCCGGCGGCCCCGCGACUUCCCGGUACUUUGAUCCUUCUCCUAGCGUCGCUGCUCCUGGCAGCAACUUGUGUGUCCGCCUCGUCGAAGCACGCCGAUCCAUCCUUUCUCUCCUCCACCGUUGGCGGCGGUGGAGGGGCGUACACGCUCUUCCCCAUCACGGGGUGCGGCGAGUGCACCGUGAACCUGUCCCAGCGGUGGUGCCCUUCCACCAUGCGGUGCUACCCGGCUGGCAACUGCACCUGCGACGGACCGACGCCGUGCAUUGACCUGCGCACGUGCUUCUACGGCAGCCGCCCAAGCUGCCGGGAGUGCGUGGACAGCGGCGGUGUGUACUGCGCUGGCGGAGUUUCCGCGUUCACCCCGCACGGUAAGGUCGGUGCGCAGGAGGUCCGCUGUUAUCCUCCGGAGAGUCUUCCCUCCCCGUUGUCUAUCACCCCGGACGAGUUGAAGCGUCAGCCACCGCUUGCAGUGCGUGAUGCGAGCCUUCACACGUCGCUUCCUACGUGUGGGGCCUCCACCUGUCGGGGCGGUGAAUGUGCCCAUGUAGCAGCGGAUUGCCCGGCUGUGGUGUCCGACCCGCUGACUCGGAGUUACGAAGUCAUCUGCGUGGUCGCGGUGCUUUUCCUUUCUGGUCUUGUUAUGCGCAACAUUUGUCGACUCCUGAUUUGA